UGCGUCCACACGCAGCCGCCUGGACGCGCCUGUCAUCUGGAGGAAACUCCUCCCUGCAGACAGCGCGUCCUGUCGCCUUCCCAGCGCAAUGGUCUCCUGGAUCAUCUCUAGACUUGUGGUACUCGUCUUUGGUACACUAUAUCCUGCAUACUCUUCUUAUAAAGCUGUGAAGUCCAAAGAUGUGAAAGAAUACGUGAAAUGGAUGAUGUACUGGAUAAUAUUUGCCCUAUUUACAUCUGUGGAAGUGUUUACAGACAUGUUUCUUUGUUGGCUUCCUUUCUACUAUGAACUGAAGAUAGCCUUUGUGGUGUGGCUGCUAUCCCCUUACACUAAAGGUUCCAGUGUGCUAUACAGGAAGUUUGUUCAUCCCACGCUUUCCUCAAAAGAAAAGGACAUUGAUGAGUAUAUCUGCCAAGCAAAGGACAAAAGCUAUGACACACUGGUGCAUUUUGGGAGAAAAGGACUGAACGUUGCAGCCACAGCUGCAGUCAUGGCUGCAACAAAGGGUCAAGGAGUUCUGUCAGACAGACUCAGGAGUUUCAGCAUGCAGGAUCUCUCUUCCUACCAGUCUGACCCUGUUGACAGCAGCUCCGACACUACGCAGCCUGCAGCCGCACAGCACCGAACCCGACCUAUGAUGCGCAGCAAGUCUGAGAGCUACAACAAGGGGCAGGAUUUUGACAUGACUGAGUUUGAGGUGUUGGGGUUGGACCAGUGGGACUCCAAGGAGUUUCUGUCCCAGACUGCUUCAACUUCUGAGUCUGAGCCCACGCCCAUUACACCCAGUAUGACACCCCAGUCCACCCCACCCUCUGCACCCUCUCUACCUCCCACUCCGGUGGCUCUGGAGCAGCCUGAGGAGGUGAGGAAAGAGGCGCAGGCAGCAUCAAGCUCUCCACAGCUCAGGCUGACUAAGCGGAAGGCUCCUGAGCCUCCUCAUAGAGUCUUAAGGCCUCUCACAAGAUCCAGGAGUGCUCUUUCUUCGAACAAUGAAGCCAUGUGAAACUGUCCUCAAGACUACUCCAGCUGCCUUUGCUGCAAGAAGUUAAAACAAAAAUACUGAAUGGCCAAAAGCUACAUGACUGAAGCAGCCCUGCUUUGGAAUAUGGUAUUACCAAAGUGACCUAUGAUGACCCCUCUAUAUACAGCAUAUAGCAAGUGACUCAUGAUUUAAAAUGUUGAGGUAGGAGAAAUGAGUGAAUGGGUGCCAUGCUGAGAAGACACGUUGAGUUUGUUGGUUAUUGAAUAUGUAUUUAUGUACAGGUUUAUGUGCGCUUCAUCUUUAUGAUUUCUUUGUUUUUAAUCUAUCAAGUCUGGACAGGCAAAUGCAUGUGUGUCUUCCCAGGCAUUAGUCUGCUGUUAUUAAACAGAAUGUACUGUCACUGAACAUUACAGCAGGCACAGUGAGCAAGAGAAUGUGAUAGAAGCCAAGGAUCAACAGCAUAGACCGGGCUGUUUUUACCCACGUGAAAUAAUUUUUCUCUGGAGAGCAGCUUUUCUGCACUUCAAUAAUUAUCACAACAAAGUAUUAAUAAAUGAAUCAGUUAUCCAAGCGAAGAUCAAGCGACAAGUGACAGAUAUGAUUCUGUUUAUUACCUCUCUCUUAAAGCCUUAAAAAAAGAGAUAGCAGAGACUUAAAUGUUGCAUUUCCAACAGUGUUCUUAUUAAUAUGCACUAGGUUUAGAAUAGAAAUCACUGCCCUCAAUAAUCUAAAAUAGCUGAAUAAAUAAAUAAAUAUAAGUCACUGAACACCACCAUUAAUCACUUUCAUUAUUGUGCGUUUUUUCGGUGGUAAAUAGUUUUUUGUGUACCAAAAAACAACACGUGCAUCACAGAUUUAGAAAAGAAAGAAAGAAAAGAGAAAAAAAGUCAUUACAUAAGAUGUUUCGUUAGUGGAGCUGACUGUUUUUGACAAUCUGUUUAGUUUCUAAGCAUGUUCUGUCAUUUAUUUGGCAGUUUUUAGUGCAAUUAGGAUUAAGUCACUUUUCUGCUGUAGCAAGAGUAGGAUACUACAUGGUUAAACAUUAACUGUAUAUGGACAUGGUUGUUUUUUCUUUUUAUUUACAUGUUUAAAAUCACUGUGCAAUGUUCUGCUGUGAACUGAGCAACUCUAAGCCCGACUCUCGUUACCGUUAUUUGCUUCCGUUGUUAUUUAGAAAAUCACGAGAGUGACUUUAGUGGUUUUUCAGGUUUACAACCUCUCUGAAUUAGCAGUGCGUGGUGAAGCGUUGUUUGUUUUCAUCCUGAACUUUACUCGCUGCGCCUGAACCUCGGCGACGUUCUAAACAAAGUAUCACUGUGCUGGUUGUCGAUUGACAGGAUUAGCCCAGUAGAUUUCUAACUUUCCUCUAUGUAUCUGUAUCAUUUAAGGUGGGUUUGAAACAAAAAGCUUCUCAGGUACAACUGUUCUGUUUACACGUCACUCACUCUGAUGUUGUAGAUACACUUAUUAUGCACAUAAAAUGCUCUUUAAACAGAUAAACGGUGAAAAAAAUGGGGGGUGGGGGGAAUCAAAUGAUGUGUUUAAGCAUUAGUAGUAUCUGUGGUAGUGUUGGAGGUGAUUUCUUUGAAAUUCAUUCAAAGCAAAACAGGAAAAAACAUGUUACAAAGUUGCAGAUCUGUAUACUUGUGUGUAGAUCGAUGAAGUCAUCAUUGCAUGAUGUUUUGUUAUUAAUUUGUAUGAGAAUUUGAUUUCUUAAGUGCUUUUGUGUGAAGCUGUUGGCCUCUUCAGAUGCCUUGCUGGUAAACAUUUUCUUCUUUAGUUGAUUUAUAAAAAGAAAAAGAAAUGUUGUGGCUAUCAGUUGGUUAAAUAUAUAUAUAUAUAUACACAUACACACACGCAUACAAACAUGUCUUAUUAACUGGUAAAUUAGCCACUUAACACUUUAUUCAGUGGGAGACACGCAAGUCAUUGUACUAACAUAUCCUCAGAUUUUUUUUCUGGCAGGCCAGAAUGUCAAGUUAAUUCAACUUAAACUUAAUUGUGAAUUAUGAAACGAAAAGAUGUGAUGUGAUGGCAUAUUGGUUUUAUGACUAUCAAUUUGUUUCACUUGUUUAAAUAUUUCUGUUGGUGAAAUCAACUUACAACCAUUAAAUAUAAAGCAGAA
Neolamprologus brichardi is the source of this 3107-nucleotide messenger RNA. The record is from RefSeq and is a predicted model, not a curated record. Lineage: Eukaryota; Metazoa; Chordata; Actinopteri; Cichliformes; Cichlidae.